Messenger RNA from Brassica rapa (field mustard), 3444 nucleotides. RefSeq lists its product as uncharacterized. Gene Ontology annotation, molecular function: DNA helicase activity. Gene Ontology annotation, biological process: DNA repair; telomere maintenance. The record is from RefSeq and is a predicted model, not a curated record. Lineage: Eukaryota; Viridiplantae; Streptophyta; Magnoliopsida; Brassicales; Brassicaceae.
AUGGGCCAAACCUCAACAGAAGGUAAUCUUGAUGAGACAACCUUGGAACGCCUCAUCGAGAUGCUUGAUGAGAAUAACUGUUUAGCCAAGCUUUUCCGACGGGCACGUGACUACUACGAAGACAGCGGGCAAGAGUUUAAUAUAAGGUUGCUUUCAGAUAAAGGGAAAGGUAAAGAAUACGAUCUCCCGAGUACGAGUGAGGUCGCAGGCCUUAUCGUAGGGGAUAUGUCAUCAACAAUUGGAGUACGAGAUAUAGUGGUUCAAUUCCAAUCUGACACUUUGCAGCAGAUACGUGACGACCACCCUCUGUACAUGAGCCUCCAAUAUCCUCUUCUCUUUCCACAUGGUGAGUAUGGAUUUCACCCCGAAAUCUCAUUGCAUCUUGAGACAGGCACCUCGAGAACAAGGCAAUUCCUGACGAUACGCCAGUACUACGCUGCUCAGAUACAGACACGUCUUAACCAGGGGAUGACAUUGGUUAAAGGGGGUCGUCUCCUCCAUCAAUAUGUUGUGGACGUUUAUACGGCAAUCGAAGAAGAUCGGCUAAGGUGGGCCAGAAAUAAUCAAGAUGUUUUGCGAGCCGAGCUCUACAGUAAUGUACUCGAUGCUGUUAGCAAGGGUGACACUGAUGCUAAAGUUAUCGGACAAAGGUUCAUAUUGCCGCCCAGUUUCACCGGCGGGCCUCGAUACUUAGUUGAAAAAUAUCAUGAUGCGAUGGCUAUCUGCAGAGAAUAUGGGAACCCGGAUUUGUUUAUCACAAUGACGGCCAAUCCUAACUGGAGAGAGAUUAAAGAACAUCUUGAAAUAUACGGUGGAGACUCCCCCAAUGAUAGACCAGACAUUGAAUGUCGGGUCUUUAAGAUGAAAACACCAAGUUCGGAAGAAGUAGAUGAGAUUAUUUCAGCCGAGCUCCCAAACAAAGAAGAAGACCCCGAAGCUUAUAAUUUAGUGACAAAACACAUGAUCCAUGGUCCAUGUGGUGUCAUUAAUCCGAAGUCACCGUGUAUGGAAAAUAAUGUGUGCACAAAGAAGUAUCCUCGGCCUUAUAAUGACAGUACUUCGAUUGACAAAUCAGGGUACGUGUUAUAUCGUCGCCGCCGAAAUGAAAAUGAGUCUGUGGUUAAAAGUGGGGCAACCUUGAACAACACGUUUGUUGUACCUCAUAACGUUAAUCUCCUAAAGAAGUACGAGGCUCAUAUCAAUGUGGAAUGGUGUAACCGUACAAGCGCAGUGAAGUACUUAUUCAAGUACAUAACCAAGGGUGUUGACAGAGCAUCCGCAGUUAUUGAAAAAGGAAAUACGGCAACUACCUCUGACACAGUUGCUUCGGGAGAACCAAAGGAAAAAGUGAUUAAGCAACGGAAUGAGAUCCAAGAAUACAUCGAAGCCCGGUAUUUGUCAGCUUGUGAAGCCAUGUGGCGAACUUUCGCAUUUCACAUACAUAAAAGAAAGCCUUCCGUUGAGAAACUUAUCAUUCACUUAGAAGGCGAGCAUAACAUCACCAUUAAAGAAACUGAUAACCUCGGCCGCGUAAUCCGCAAACCAGGUAUUGAGAAGACAAUGUUUACUGAAUGGAUGGUAUUAUGCAGAAGGUCAGCAUUUGCACGAACAUUAACUUAUGUGCAAAUUCCAGAAUAUUUCGUCUGGAACAACAAUUCCAAAGUCUGGUCUGAACGUAAGAAAGGAAAAACCAUUGGGCGAAUUGUGGCUGUCCAUCCAUCAGCAGGUGAUCGAUACUAUCUGAGGAUCCUCAUCAAUAAGAUUAAAGGUCCUAGAAGUUAUGACGAGCUGAAAACUUUCAACGACGUGAAAUACCCUGACUUCAAAUCGGUUUGCCACGCACGAGGCUAUUUGGACGAUGAUGUUGAAUGGCUCGAGAGUAUGUCAGAAGGUGCUAGAACAGCCACCCCAUACCAACUCCGCGAUAUGUUUGUCACCUUUCUAACCACUUGCUUCGUUGCAAGCCCCAAAGGACUAUGGGAGCACUCAUGGAAAUCAAUGAGCGAGGACAUACUUCACAAGAGGCAAAGGAUCUUAGGCCACACAAAUCUGGAGCUGGACGAUGAGACCCUUGAACAGUACACGUUAAUCGAAGUGGAAAAGUUGAUGCGCAUGCAAGAUCGUUCUUUAAACGAUAUUAAAGAGAUGCCUAAGAUCAAACCUGUUUUGCUAAAAGAAUUGGGGAACAGUUUGUGGAACCAAGAAAUGGAUUACGAUGUUGCCGAAGAAACGCUCAGGCAUGACAAUCAGUACAAAUUGCUUAACGCCGAGCAGCGUGCGAUUUACGAAUCAGUCUUAGACUCUGUUGACAAAAAGGAUGGAAAACUAUUCUUUGUACAUGGCGCAGGAGGCACAGGAAAAACAUUCCUCUAUCAAACCAUCAUAUCCAGACUUCGCUCGAGGAAACAAAUCGUUCUCCCGGUUGCUUCUUCAGGAAUAGCCGCAUUGCUACUACCAAACGGAAGAACAGCUCAUUCACGCUUUAAUAUUCCUUUGAAGCUCGACGAAGAUAAGCUCUGCAACAUCAAACCAGGUACUAUGCUCGCUGAACUCAUCGAGAAAACGGACCUCAUCAUCUGGGAUGAGGCACCUAUGACGCACAAACAUGCCUUCGAAGCACUUGACAAAACAUUGAAGGACAUAAUGUCUAUGAAAAACCCACACGCAAAGGAUCAAACUUUUGGCGGAAAAACAGUUUUGUUAGGUGGUGAUUUUAGACAAAUCCUUCCGGUUGUUCCACAAGGGAGUAGAGCUGAUACUGUCUUAGCUUCGAUAAGUCAUUCAUAUCUAUGGAAUUUCUGCCACAAGUUCCCUUUGAAGACAAAUAUGCGAGUCAACCAGGACGAAAAAGAGUUCUCCGAUUGGCUUCUCAAAGUAGGCGAGGGUCGUCUGGAAUCAGAACAAGAAGAUGAGAACGAUGGCUACCAUGACCAAAUGGUAAAUAUCGAUCCAACAUUCCUCCAAGAGACUAAAGAUGAGUCACUAAAGCAGGUUGUCGAUGCAGCGUAUGGUGAUACCAACCAAAUAGAGGCCUCCCAAAGUACCUACACCGACAAAGCUAUCCUAACACCCCGAAAUGAUACAGUCGAUGAAAUCAAUGCGUAUACAAUCUCCAAAACCGAGGGAGAGUCAAAAGACUACUACAGUUAUGAUAGCUUUGAGGUUUCGGAAACUCAAUCUAACCAAAAUGAUACACUAUACGCCAUUGAGUAUCUCAACUCGAUGGAGUUUCCAGGAUUGCCUUCCCAUAAACUCACUCUCAAAGUUGGGGCCCCGAUUAUGCUUCUGCGAAACAUAAACCAAACAAAAGGAUUAUGUAAUGGUACCCGUAUGAUCCUAACCCACAUAGGCGAAAGAGUGCUUAAGGCAGAUAUAAUUACUGGUUCCCACAUCGGAAAUGAAGUUUUGAUCCCAAGAGUAGUCCUCUUGCAUGGGGAUACAUAG